AUGUCAAACCCAAUUGUAUUUCUUGAUAUCUUAAUUAAUCAAUCUCCUGCAGGCCGUAUAAAGAUAGAACUAUUUGCUGAUAAGGUCCCUUUGACUGCAGAGAACUUCCGUGCUCUUUGCACUGGUGAGAAGGGGAUUGGUCAGUUAGGGAAGCCACUUUCAUACAAGGGGUCAUCUUUUCAUCGUAUCAUCCCUCAAUUUAUGAUUCAAGGUGGUGACUUCACACAUGGUAAUGGUACUGGUGGUGAAUCAAUUUAUGGUUCUAAAUUCCGUGAUGAGAAUUUUAUUCUUCAUCAUGAUCAACCAUUUUUAUUGUCAAUGGCUAACGCUGGACCAAAUACAAAUGGGUCCCAAUUCUUCAUUACAACUGUUCCAUGUAGUUGGCUAGAUGGCAAACAUGUAGUUUUUGGUAAAGUUAUUGAGGGCCAGGAUGUAGUUAAGGAGAUUGAGAAAUAUGGCUCACAAAAUGGAAAGCCAAGUAAAAGCAUCAUAAUAACUGACUCAGGAAUGGUCCAGUAG
This is a messenger RNA of Cryptosporidium muris RN66, 519 nucleotides long. RefSeq names its product peptidyl-prolyl cis-trans isomerase, putative. Gene Ontology annotation, molecular function: peptidyl-prolyl cis-trans isomerase activity. Bases 1 to 519 code for a protein of 172 amino acids. Gene Ontology annotation, biological process: protein folding; protein peptidyl-prolyl isomerization. The transcript has a single exon. The record is from RefSeq and is a predicted model, not a curated record. NCBI's taxonomy places the organism in Eukaryota, Apicomplexa, Conoidasida, Eucoccidiorida, Cryptosporidiidae.